AUGUUACGCAAAAGACAAGCGGAACUUAUACAAAAAAUCAUCAAUUUGAACGAACCAUUAUCAACAUCUGGUCAAAAGACAGCUGUUAAAUGGAAAGUUCUCAUCUAUGAUGAACGUGGACUCUGCAUUUUGUCAACUUUAUUAAAAGUUGCCAGUUUAAUGGAUUUAGGCGUUACCUACCACGGCUUAAUAACUAGUAAGAGGGAUCCUAUUCCAGAUAUCUCAGCAGUUUACUUAGUUGAGCCAACUCCAGAAAAUUGCGCAAUUAUUUCAAAUGAUAUUCAAAACAGUUUAUACGAUUCAGUAUACAUUAACUUCAUUUCUAAAAUUUCCGAAGAAAGCCUUCGAAAUCUUGCAGAACAAGUUGCCCAAAAUUCAGAUGGUCGAUGUGUCAGAGCUGUAUUUGAUCAAUACGUCGACUUCUCAUCUCCAGAUCCAGGACUCUUUACAUUAUUCGAAAACAGGUCAUGCAUGAAGGACAUUUACUCGUUUAAAGCUCAAGAUACAGCUGAACAAGCAUUUCGAGACAUUGCAUCCGGCUUGGUAUCAGUCUUUCUUACAGAAGGUCAGAUACCACACGUUCUAUACCAAAAUGGCGAAGCAAGUGCGAGCGAAUAUGUUUAUCAAUUAUUCAGCCAGCAGAUCAAGCCACUUUCAGGCAAUUUCGAAUUAUGGGAGAGCAGAAAGAACAAAUCCGCCAAAACACCGUUAUUAAUCCUUCUAGAUCGUACAGUUGAUUUAGCAUCUGGUCUCCAUCACUCCAGACUCUACCAAUCUCUUGCAAACGAUGUAUUCGGCAUUACAAGGAACGCAAUCAAGGUUGGAAAAGAAACUUUCGACUUAGAUACAGGAAUCGACCAAUUUUGGGCCGAAAACAGACUUUCCAACACAGGAGAAGUCAUGAAUACAGUUUCCAAGAACGUGAAGGACUUUGAGAGCAAAUACAAUGGAAUCCAGGACAAUAUAAACGAAACAAUUUCAGAUCUCCAAAAUUUGCAACAUUUAAGGACAUCUUUAGCCGCACACACAAAGAUCUGCCAAGCAUUAGUCGAAGCAGCAACACAGGAUAAAAUUAUCGACAUGAGCGAUGUCGAAGAAUCAAUUUUGUCUCAAAAUGGAGUUGACAUCAGAAAAGUGACAGAAAUUUUGAAUUCCAUCACAAAAAUUGAGGACAAACAACGUGUUGCCGCCAUUGCAUAUUUGUAUGGUGCACAGCUUGACGCACUUGAGCAGAUUGCAGGUCCAAUGCCAUUCCUCGAGCAGCUGAAACAGUUCAGAGCUUCGAAUCAAUCUUCUCAAUCUGUUUUGGGAAAGUUUUUGAGAAAAGUCGCGAGCGGAAGCGGUGAAAUUGAGGAGAAAGUUCCUGUUGUGUCCAGAACGAGGUACUUACUCGAGGACUCCAUUGACGGCUACACUCUGAAGAAUCCAGUCACAGGAGAUGUCAAUGAGAAACAGUUGCAAAUUGGAGAUGUCUUUGUUUUCGUUGUUGGACCAGGAAACUACAUCGAAUACGCCGGUCUGAUGACAAUGGCGAACAAGAGGAAGUCUGAGGGACUCGAGAUAUCUUACGGCUGCACUUGCAUGCAGAGACCUAACGAGUUCUUGAAGGAUUUGAUUCAAUUGUCUGAAUAA
Trichomonas vaginalis G3 is the source of this 1632-nucleotide messenger RNA. Its product is annotated as vesicle docking involved in exocytosis. NCBI's taxonomy places the organism in Eukaryota, Parabasalia, Trichomonadida, Trichomonadidae. Gene Ontology annotation, biological process: intracellular protein transport; endoplasmic reticulum to Golgi vesicle-mediated transport. The transcript has a single exon. The coding region runs from base 1 to 1632 and encodes 543 amino acids. Gene Ontology annotation, molecular function: syntaxin binding. The record is from RefSeq and is a predicted model, not a curated record. Gene Ontology annotation, cellular component: cytosol; Golgi membrane.